AACUAAAUUAUUAGAUGAAAUACAGACUUUAGACAUGUUGAUGUGCGAAAGACAAGCGUACAGCUAUGUUCACCAUCGAGACUACCUGGCGUACGACGGAGAAGUAGAUUGCUCGAUGACUCUGAGCUCUGACUCGGACAGUUGCCACACUCCGUCGUCCAGUGACAGCGACCACUGGGCAUACCUCUCUGGCGUAGAGGUCGAGGACGAUGUCUUCACAGAGAGAGAGGUCGUCUUAUCUUACGACGGAUGUCAACUUUCCGACACCGUCACUUACGAUCCUCCAGACCAAGACUUGUACUACACUCCGAGCGAAAAACCAUUUAAAAAAGAACUCCAGUACGACGAAACCUCUAUUGUAGACGAUGACGUGAAAAACAUAAACAUAAACGAAAUAAACUGUACCGACUCUUUCCUGAAGUGGCUGGACAGUGAGCAAGAUCUUAGUCUUUCUUACGAAUCGAACGAAUCGACCGAAAACGAAAAUUCAAUAGAUUUCCAAGAAUACUCGCAAGAAAUGUUUUCCCCAGAUUACGUGAACAACAACUUUGAGAGCCAAGAGACAAGUUUGCCCCCCAUUCAGACAAUGCUUCCUGCGGGAUCAAAAAUCAUCCACUCGUUCCCAUCGGAGAAGUGCUAUCGAGCGAGAGACUCGUUCAAUUUACUCAUUCGAGGAUCUGCUACGAGCCUGCAUUUGGACAAUGUGAUGGACGGAAGCACAGAAAACAGAGGGGGAUAUGGUCACCUAAUGUGUAAAGACGAACAAGAUGAAAACAGCUACCCUUCUUACUACACAAACUUUACGGAGAACCAGGUUGUGAUGGAACAGUCGAAGGGAGAAUUAUUAGACAAACUGAGACAAAGAGAGGCAAUGAACUCUCAGACGAAUCCUCAGCCACAGACUGACAAAUGCUUGCUGGAGUGCCGCUGGGAAGACUGCUGGUCAGUGUUUGUAGGCCAAGCAGCGCUUGUUCGUCACAUAGAGAAGACGCACGUAGAGUUGCGCCGCUCGGACGAGUUUGCGUGUUUGUGGCAAGACUGCCCUCGGAGAACCCGACCCUUCAACGCUCGCUACAAGCUUCUCAUCCACAUGCGCGUCCACUCGGGCGAGAAACCUAACAAGUGUCCUUUCCCAGGUUGCCAGAAGGCGUUUUCUCGGCUGGAGAACCUCAAGAUACAUCAGCGUUCACACACGGGAGAGCGACCGUACUGCUGUCAGUUCCCAGCCUGCGCCAAGGCUUUCAGCAACAGCUCCGACCGAGCCAAGCAUCAACGCACUCACUACGACACGAAACCUUACGCUUGCCAAGUCGCCGGGUGCAGAAAGCGAUACACGGACCCAAGCUCUCUCAGAAAACACAUCAAGAACCACACAGGGACAACCAUCUGUAAAACUAAGAAAUUGAUUGCAAGUGAGCCUUUGGUGACAAUAUCAAACAUAGAACAGCGCCAGAGGGAAAGGCUUAACUCAUAUGCUUCCGAGAGCACAAGUGACUACCAAGAAGAAGAAUAUAAUCAGAAUGACCAGUUUGUAGAGGAAAUAUCGGACACCGAGGUUGUAGACUACACAAACUACGAGACGACCGAGCCACUUUUUGAGAACGAGUCGGCUGGUUUGUCAGGCUUGGAUUUCAACAACGACAUUGAAAAACACCUUUUUGACGACACUACCUUCAAUAACUCGGACUUUUUGACAUUCGACGAUGAAGAAAUGCUUAGUCUCUUAAGCAAGUAG
Molecule: messenger RNA, 1735 nt
Organism: Macrosteles quadrilineatus (aster leafhopper)
Lineage: Eukaryota; Metazoa; Arthropoda; Insecta; Hemiptera; Cicadellidae
Product: zinc finger protein 572-like
Exons: 11
Coding region: 35-1735 (566 amino acids)
Biological process (GO): regulation of transcription by RNA polymerase II
Cellular component (GO): nucleus
Molecular function (GO): DNA-binding transcription factor activity, RNA polymerase II-specific; RNA polymerase II cis-regulatory region sequence-specific DNA binding
Source: RefSeq, a predicted model, not a curated record